Messenger RNA from Acaromyces ingoldii, 2182 nucleotides. RefSeq lists its product as hypothetical. NCBI's taxonomy places the organism in Eukaryota, Fungi, Basidiomycota, Exobasidiomycetes, Exobasidiales, Cryptobasidiaceae. Gene Ontology annotation, biological process: protein polyubiquitination; positive regulation of proteasomal ubiquitin-dependent protein catabolic process; ubiquitin-dependent protein catabolic process. Bases 1 to 2124 code for a protein of 707 amino acids. The transcript has 2 exons. Gene Ontology annotation, cellular component: cytoplasm; ubiquitin ligase complex. Gene Ontology annotation, molecular function: ubiquitin conjugating enzyme binding; ubiquitin protein ligase activity; zinc ion binding. The record is from RefSeq and is a predicted model, not a curated record.
AUGUCACUGACGCAAAUUUCAAGAACAUCGACCUCUUACCAAGAACACAACAACCGCAAGAAGGUGCCAUCUGUCACAAAGGCCCCUCUUCGCCGCGUCCUGAUGGGUGGCGACGACGACGUCGACGAUGCCGCGCGAAGGGCGGCAUGCCGGCAGAUGAGCGAGGACGAGCUGCUGGCGCUCGAAGCGAUCUUGGACAAUGCGCAGCUGCAGCUCCAGACCCCUCGAGAGGGCGAGGCCUCGUCUUCGAGGGUCACGCUGUCGGUCUCGCCCAUCCUGCCCCGGCCCAUGAACAUCGUUGUGCGAAGCCACGUCUUCGAAGCGGCGGCGGAAGGUCCUGAAGAUGUGCAAGAGGCCGCUACGACGCUGGAGACGAUGGAGCUCACCUCCGACGAGCCUGGGUCGAAAGAGACGCGCUCCUCGACAGCACAUGAGCGUGGGCUAGAGCAAGGCAGAAGCAGCGGCAGGGGUAGAGAUAGGGGCAGAGGUCGCGGAAGGGAAGUUGGAAGAGGCAGGGGAGCAGAGAAACCGCAAGAUCGGGGGAAGAAUGAGGGGAGAGCAGCUGCCGUGGCCCCGGAAAAGGACAACAAGACCCCAUCAAUGCGGCCCCCGCCGCUCAGUGCCAAAGCACAGAUCCAUAGCAGCGUCAGGACGACUACUCUGCACGACAUAUCGUAUCUUCCCCCAAUAAAGGUGCACAUACGACUGCCGCCCGGCUAUCCACUCGACGAGGCGCCCAAGGUGGCCUUCAUCGAGUCAAGCUGGCUUCCUCAGCUCCAUCGGACCGCCAGUGGCAACGGCACUGCAGCCGGCUCCACAGCACGAAUGAUGGCGGCUCGGGCCGCAGCGGCGUCAAGCGCCGCACGCUCGCGGUCUCGAAUUGUGGCCUGGCUCAAGGCACGGCUCGAUAGGGAGUGGGAGGGGCUCCAAGCCGAGGUCCUCUACUCCUGGUUCGAAUUCCUCCGGCAGGGCUGGUGGGAAGAGGAAGCAGAUCCGAAGAAGCCCUUCUUUGAAGGCGAUACCCUGUGCUUUGAAGAGUAUGUCACUCUUCCAACGUCGAGCUCAUCUCCCUUUACAUCGUCACUUGGUCAGCUGAUGCGGGCGCAUGACAUGAUGUCUAAGCGCCAAGCCUUUGAGGGCGAGAGGCGCUUCUGCGGCAUCUGUCUCGACGAAAAGAGAGGCGGCAAGUGCUGGAGACUCAAGACGUGCUCCCACAUCUUCUGCCAAGCGUGCCUGGGCGACUAUCUCUCCAGCAUGAUCCGCGAGGGCUACCACCGUCAGGCAUCGGCAUGUCCAGACCCAGAGUGCGUCAAGGCCCGUGUUGCGGCCGAGCGCGAAGUGGCUGAAGCGAGCCUUCUCGACAAGCCUGCAGUCAGGGCGCAGUGCGAUGGCGGGGGCGCCAUUUCCGACGAAGAGCUGCUCGACUUUGUGGGGCGAGAACUGGUCGACCGCCUGAAUGACUUGCGCGAAAAGGCAUCGGCAGCGUCAGACCCCUCGGCUGGCUACUGUCCCCGGCCUGGAUGCGAGCGAAUCGUCCGCGGCGAUCCGCGCGAUAUCGGCACAGUGUACGAGCCGAUGCGGUCCUGCGCAUGCGGCUUCGUAUACUGCAACUACUGCAACAAGGCCUGGCACGGUCGGAACCCCUGUACCUUUCUCGCUUCGUCCGCCCUCGUGCAGGCCUACGUCGCGACGCAGCCAGGCUCGGCGGCUCGGCUGCAGAUGGAGAGCCGGUACGGCCGGUCGAACCUGGAGCGCAUGGUCAGGACACACGAGGAGGAGAGCGCAAACGCGGCCUGGCUGGACAAGCGCACGCAGCAAUGCCCGCACUGCAACGUCAGAAUUGAAAAGAGCAUGGGCUGCAACCACGUCGAGUGCCGCCACUGCCACACCCACCUCUGCUACCGCUGCGGUACCCGGCUGAACCCGCGCGAGCCAUACCGUCACUUUAACACCCUAGGCACGAGCUGCUACCAGAAGCUCUUUGAUGGCGAGCUGGGCAGACCGGACGACGGCUUCGUCCAAGGUGGUGACCGCGAGGGGGCUGCCGAAGAAGAGGAGUGGCUCAACCCGCUCGACUUGAUAGACGAGGACGAGCUAGCGGCGUGGGAGGCCGAGAACUUCUAGACCGCAUGUAUUCUGUAUCAUUCUUCCCCUUGCAAUGCAACGAACGCACAGUGUCACC